Molecule: messenger RNA, 1247 nt
Organism: Cyprinodon tularosa
Lineage: Eukaryota; Metazoa; Chordata; Actinopteri; Cyprinodontiformes; Cyprinodontidae
Exons: 4
Coding region: 478-966 (162 amino acids)
Source: RefSeq, a predicted model, not a curated record
GCAUGUGCAUGUUGGGGGGGCUUUAAGGCAGAGAAAGAAACUUCCUCUCUCCGUUCAUAUCUUUCUACAGGGAGCUGCUGUGGGAUAAAUCCGAAUAUUUAGCCACAAACUCAUUUUAUCUUAGCUAUUUAUGAGGAAAGUGCUCUAGAGUGACCUGCAACUUUUUAAAUACUUUUCUGAAUUUACAUCUCGAAGCAACAGCCGUUUUAUUUUCUUUUAUUUCUUCCUUUACAUAAAGGAUUAAACUGGACCCAUUUAACCGUAUGGAUUAAUCACCUGAUGUGACUCCAGCAGAGCAGCUGUUGACUUGAAAUCCAAUUUUCUGCUGGUUUUCUUGGCUCAGAUUCAUGUUUUGCAGUUAGCUGUGAGCAUGUGAGAAGUAAACAAGAAGACUAGAAGGCUUCAACCAGCAAAAACACAUACAUUUAAACAGGAUUUCCUAAAGUGACAUAAGGCUUUUCCUCAGAACCAGGCGAUAUGUCGAGGCCUCCUUCGUCCCAGACCACUCCUCAGUUCUACAGGGUCAGUGAGAGAGACCUCACAGAGAUCGAGCUGCAUUCUGUCGACUCCAUCAACGACCUCCACCGCACACAUGCUGAGCACAGCCACAAAGGGACGAAGCCUCCUCGCCCCGCAUACACACCUUCCCCAAAUGGAAAUUUAUUCACACAUGGGGCGGCAGGCAGUCAAAGAGGGCCCUCACUGAACAGCAAAUGGCAGAGACGACUUCAGGACAUGUUGACACCGAGUUCAUCAAGGGCUUACGCCAUGGGCUGCGCCAUCGUCACCCUUCUUCUGCUCACAGUGUUGCUCAUCUUCUACUUUCUAGUUCAGCAGGGCAGCGCAAUCAGGAUGCUGACUGAAGCUGUGAGGGAAAAGGAGGCUGCAGCCAACGAGCUGGCACUGCUGAUCCAGGAGCUGCAGGAACUGAGACGAAACAUGACAGUCGUGAGACGAGGGACAUGAGGAAGACGUGGACUGGGCUCGUUUAACAGAGGACAGGGAAUCAUUUGAAAAUGUGAAACAUAAAACUUAAUUCCAUGUAGGCUUUGAUCUUUUAUCUCUAAACACAGUCUUUGUUUUGAGUUAAAAAUGUAAUUCUUUGUCUUUUGUUGUAUAAUAAAAUAGCAUAAUUGACAAAAACCAAAAUUUUUCUUUCAUAAAAGGGAAUGUGAUCUUUCAGAUAUUAGAGUGGUUGCCACCCCUGAGUUUUUAUAAAUAUCUAAAACACUUCCUUAUCAAAAUAA